This is a messenger RNA of Exserohilum turcica Et28A, 1305 nucleotides long. RefSeq lists its product as uncharacterized. Bases 1 to 1305 code for a protein of 434 amino acids. NCBI's taxonomy places the organism in Eukaryota, Fungi, Ascomycota, Dothideomycetes, Pleosporales, Pleosporaceae. The transcript has a single exon. The record is from RefSeq and is a predicted model, not a curated record.
AUGGAUUUCACAUCAUUCAACUUCGACGACGACAGCUUCUUUGACUUCAAUGGCGCCUCCUCUGACGGGGCUCUGCCUUCAGUCGAGCCAGUCGAGGAGCUGCCCAUUAGUUUCCCUGAUGGUGUCUCUCUAGCUGAUAUAGAACGGCCUUGCCAUGGUUCAGACGAUUUCUUCGAUUCAGCAUUCGGAUCCGAUGAUACGAAUCCGAGCGACCUUCACAGCGAUAUGUCUGUCUGGCCAUGUCAUAUCCCUACGCAAGAGCUUGCAGGCAUACAGGGAGAGAAAUCGCCAUCUCCGCCAAGCUCACAGAUCUCUGAGGGACCCAGAACUGGUCUAGGUACAGCAGUGUCGCCAAUUGAGGUGUCUGAGUCAAUGGGUCCGAUAGAGCAGCUCUGGAGGCCCAUCAUGGGCUACAGUCCGCCUGCAAAAUUACCCCCGCGUCAACCAAAGCCCAGAACUCCGCGCAAGCCAGACUCGUCCAAGGUCAAGUCUACGGCUAGCAAGCCUGGUCCGAAGCCCGGCUCCAAGUCCAGCUCUAAGCCGAGUCCCAAGCCCAAAGUCACAAAGGUCACCAAAAAGAGGACUUCCGCCACGCAGAAGCGCACAGCCGCUGCUCCAGUGCCCCGCGAACGAUCGAUCCAAGAACUGUACAAUGCUGCAUGGGACUCUCUCACGCAAGAGGAGAAGGGACGCCUGCUUCUUCCCCUUCUCCAGGGCAUUAACCCCGACACGGGAGUCAAGGUCACCGAGGCCAGCACCUUGCUGCCUCCGCCGGACUUUGCAGCCAUCGGCGCGAACAUGGCGACCACCAACCACGCACUGCCGUCGUCCAGCCCGACUGUAAAAUCCACUUCUAGUGAUUUCUCAUACUCCUCAUACAACACCGAUGCCGAAUACGACGCCAUUGGCGCUGAUUACUCUCCGCCCACGAUGAGCUCUCAUCCGUCCUUCACGUCCACUUCCACCUCCACAUCCGCAUCGAUUGACACCGACUUCGCGACUACGACAGCUGCAGCGCUUCAGGCAUAUAACAGCAGCCAUGGUUAUAUGCGGUCUACAAACGAUGUUACAUUCGGCAACAGCUUCGAUUGUUUCGACGGCUUCAGCCCUGCCACCACAGCCGACGACUUCGGCGUCGAAGUCAAUCAUCGCCAUGUCGACCGUGGUCUCGGCGGCCCUUUUGGCAACGGCAUGAUUAGCGAUCCAAUUCACAUGCCUGCUCCGCCAUCGGUUUACGGAUGCACGCGCCAGCAGGAGGCGCUCGAGCGCAGCGCCAUGCUGCGCGCCCAGGGUCGUCGUCGCUAG